AUGCUUAUUCCUAUUUUACUCGUUUCCCUCAUUUCAUCAAUCAACGCUGCAUCGAUAGCAUCUCGUUCGCAGUCCUACCCAUUAUCUCAGCCAGCAGUGCUUGGCCCCAAGACUAGAAUAACCAUAGGUAAUAAGGUCAUCGCUCCUGAUGGCUUCGAACGCUCAGCAACUCUAGUUGACGGUAUAUUCCCUGGACCAUUAAUUGCAGCCCAAAAGGGAGAUGACUUUGCCAUCGAGGUGGUCAACGAGCUCAAAGACGAAACGAUGUUCAAGAGUACUAGUGUCCACUGGCACGGUAUCUUCCAGAAUGGGACGAAUUACGCCGAUGGGGCAUCCUUCGUUACACAAUGCCCCAUUGCGCAAAAUCACUCUUUUUUACACUCUUUCUCCGCUCCGAAUCAGGCAGGCACCUACUGGUAUCAUAGUCAUUAUUCUUGUGAUGGUCUGAGGGGACCCCUUGUAAUCUAUGAUCCUGAUGACCCUUUGGCAUAUAUGUAUGAUGUCGACGAUGCGAGUACCGUAAUCACACUUUCUGACUGGUAUCACGUUGUGGCUCCGGUCUUGCGCCACAUCAUAGGCACGACCGCCAACUCCUCGCUCAUCAACGGACUCGGUCGAUACGCUGGCGGACCCAUGUCUGAUCUCGCUGUGAUCAAUGUCGUGCCAGGAAAGCGAUAUCGCAUGCGCCUGGUUGCAAUGUCAUGCGACCCCAGCUUCCAUUUUUCCAUCGAUGGCCACAACUUGACCGUCAUCGAAGCAGAUGGACAGCUGACCGAACCCCUGGUAGUAGAUGAGCUCCGGAUUUUUGCGGGCCAGCGCUACUCUGUGGUUCUGGUAGCUGAUAAGCCGGUGGAUAAUUACUGGAUGCGCAGUCUUCCUAAUUUGACAAAAGCCUCCUACGAGGGAGGAAUGAACUCUGCAAUCCUGCGCUAUCAAGGCGCCCCGAUUGCCGACCCGACCACGGUCUAUACGGCAUCCAAGAACCAAUUGAAUGAGACUGACUUGCAUGCUCUGAUCAAUCCCGGCGCCCCUGGCAUUCCAGGGUAUGGGAAGGCAGACAUCAACCUCAACCUCUCGGUUAAGAACUCCAACGGCUCAUUCUAUGUCAAUAAUGUCACUUUCCAAUCCCCCACCAUUCCUAUUCUACUCCAAAUUCUCAGCGGAGCUCGAGAACCGUCUGAGCUGCUUCCAGAGGGGAAUGUCAUCGUUCUAGAGGCUAACAAAGUGGUAGAGUUGACAUUGACAACAAGCGGUCCAGGUGGACCUCAUCCCAUACACCUUCAUGGGAGCGCAGGGAGCAGAACCUUCAAUUAUGUGAACCCCGUUCGUCGCGAUGUAGUCAGUGCUGGCAGCACCCCUGACCAACAAAUGGUGAUCCGAUGGACGACGGACAAUUCUGGCCCCUGGUUCUUGCAUUGUCACAUUGACUGGCACCUCGAUGCCGGUUUUGCGGUGGUAAUGGCCGAAAGUCCCUCUGACACCCGCGCACAUUUGAACCCCGUUCCAGAGGAUUGGCAUCAGUUAUGUCCGGCCUUUGACUCUUUAUCACCCUCACAGUUAGGGGCGGAGGUCGGGAGUCCUAUGAAGAAGCAUCCAAAAUCAGCACACUUCUCUUCCCGCCAUCACCACUUCCUUAGAUACAGUAGUAAACGUCCUAAUCAUUUUCAUCUCUUAGGGGGUAUACUGGGGUAGCAUACUGAUGGACAAUCUCUACUUAGCAUAUUUUACUCUACAUAGAAUAGGAACCGCUAUAAUUAACUCUCCCCGGUAAUAUCCGGUAAUAUUAUUAUACCAGGCCGAAUUCCUUGACCUUCCUUUGUCAUGACAACGGUCAAUGCAU
Suillus plorans is the source of this 1840-nucleotide messenger RNA. Its product is annotated as laccase. The record is from RefSeq and is a predicted model, not a curated record. Gene Ontology annotation, molecular function: copper ion binding; oxidoreductase activity. The transcript has 12 exons. Bases 1 to 1692 code for a protein of 563 amino acids. NCBI's taxonomy places the organism in Eukaryota, Fungi, Basidiomycota, Agaricomycetes, Boletales, Suillaceae.